Messenger RNA from Mandrillus leucophaeus (drill), 7420 nucleotides. RefSeq names its product kinesin family member 26B (gene KIF26B). Bases 130 to 5850 code for a protein of 1906 amino acids. Lineage: Eukaryota; Metazoa; Chordata; Mammalia; Primates; Cercopithecidae. Gene Ontology annotation, biological process: microtubule-based movement. The record is from RefSeq and is a predicted model, not a curated record. Gene Ontology annotation, molecular function: ATP binding; microtubule binding; microtubule motor activity. The transcript is spliced from 13 exons.
GCUUUCUCGGCUGUGAUUCACGACAAACUCCAGGUCCCCAACACCAUCCGGAAGGCAUGGAAUGACCGGGACAACCGCUGUGACAUUUGCGCCACUCACCUGAACCAGCUGAAGCAGGAGGCCAUCCAGAUGGUGCUGGCCUUGGAGCAGGCAGCUGGCAGUGAGCACUACGACGCCUCGCCCGGCUCCCCGCCACCGCUCUCCAACAUCCCCACCCUGGUGGGGUCCCGGCACGUGGGUGGGCUCCAGCAGCCCAGGGACUGGGCCUUUGUGCCUGCCCCCUAUGCCACCUCCAACUACACAGGCUUCGUCAACAAGCACAGCAGCAAACCCAGCAGCCUUGGGGUCAGCAAUGGGGCGGAAAAGAAGAGUGGCUCCCCAACCCACCAGGCCAAGGUCAGCCUCCAGAUGGCCACCAGUCCAAGCAAUGGGAACAUCCUCAAUUCGGUGGCCAUCCAGGCUCACCAGUACCUGGACGGCACCUGGUCCCUGUCGAGAACCAACGGGGUCACCCUGUACCCAUACCAGAUCUCCCAGCUGAUGACAGAGAGUGGCCGGGAGGGACUGACCGAAGCAGUGCUGAACCGCUACAAUGCAGACAAGCCUUCCGCCUGCAGCGUCCCAGCCUCCCAGGGCUCCUGCGUGGCCAGCGAGACUUCCACAGGCACGUCGGUGGCCGCCUCCUUCUUUGCACGAGCUGCCCAGAAGUUAAAUCUGUCUUCUAAAAAGAAGAAACAUCGGCCCACUUCUUCCGCUGCCGAACCACCGCUCUUUGCCACCAGUUUCAGUGGGAUUCUGCAGACCUCCCCUCCCCCAGCCCCGCCCUGUCUGCUGAGGGCUGUCAACAAGGUGAAGGACACCCCGGGGCUGGGCAAGGUGAAAGUCAUGCUUCGCAUCUGUUCCACCUUGGCUCGAGAUACCUCAGAAUCCAGCUCUUUCUUAAAGGUGGACCCACGGAAGAAGCAGAUCACCUUGUACGAUCCCCUGACUUGUGGAGGUCAAAAUGCCUUCCAAAAGAGAGGCAACCAGGUUCCUCCAAAGAUGUUUGCCUUCGAUGCAGUUUUUCCCCAAGACGCCUCCCAGGCUGAAGUGUGUGCAGGCACCGUGGCAGAGGUGAUCCAGUCUGUGGUCAACGGGGCGGAUGGCUGCGUGUUCUGUUUCGGCCACGCCAAGCUGGGAAAAUCCUACACCAUGAUCGGAAAGGACGAUUCCAUGCAGAACCUGGGCAUCAUUCCCUGUGCCAUCUCUUGGCUCUUCAAGCUCAUAAAUGAACGCAAGGAAAAGACCGGCGCCCGUUUCUCAGUCCGGGUUUCGGCCGUGGAGGUGUGGGGGAAGGAGGAGAACCUGCGGGACCUGCUGUCGGAGGUGGCCACGGGCAGCCUGCAGGACGGCCAGUCCCCAGGCGUGUACCUCUGCGAGGACCCCAUCUGCGGCACGCAGUUGCAGAACCAGAGCGAGCUGCGGGCCCCCACCGCAGAGAAGGCUGCCUUCUUCCUGGACGCCGCCAUUGCCUCCCGCAGGAGCCACCAACAGGACUGCGAUGAGGACGACCCCCGCAACUCACACGUGUUCUUCACACUGCACAUCUACCAGUACCGGAUGGAGAAGAGCGGGAAAGGGGGAAUGUCUGGAGGUCGCAGCCGCCUGCAUCUCAUUGAUCUCGGCAGCUGUGUGAAAGCUCUUAGCAAAAAUCGAGAAGGAGGCUCAGGACUCUGCCUCUCGCUGUCUGCUCUGGGCAAUGUCAUCCUGGCUCUCGUCAACGGCAGCAAACACAUUCCAUACAAAGAGAGCAAGCUCGCCAUGUUGCUGCGGGAGUCUCUGGGGAACAUGAACUGCCGUACCACCAUGAUCGCACACAUCUCGGCCGCGGCCGGGAGCUACGCAGAGACCCUGUCCACCAUCCAGAUUGCAUCCAGAGUGUUGAGGAUGAAGAAAAAGAAGACGAAGUACACAUCCAGCUCCUCCGGCGGGGAGAGCUCCUGUGAAGAAGGCCGCAUGCGCAGGCCCACCCAGCUGAGACCCUUCCACACCAGGGCCACGGUGGACCCCGACUUCCCCAUCGCUCACCUGUCCAGCGACCCCGACUACUCCUCCAGCAGCGAGCAGUCCUGCGACACCGUCAUCUACAUCGGGCCCAACGGCACGGCCCUCUCUGACAAGGAGCUCACCGACAACGAGGGCCCCCCAGACUUUGUCCCUAUUGUGCCAGCCCUGCAGAAGACCCGGGGCGACAGCCGGCCUGCAGAGGGAGGAGAGCCUGCAGCCAGCAAGUCAGAAAGGGACUGCCUGAAGUGCAACACGUUCGCUGAGCUGCAGGAGAGGCUGGACUGCAUCGACGGCAGCGAGGAGCCCAGCAGGUUUUCUUUUGAAGAACUGCCUGCUCAGUGUGGGCCAGAGCAGGCAAGCAGAGGCCCCCCGUUAAGCCACGCAGCUGGGGCAAGCCCACUCUCUGAGUCUGAUAAGGAAGAUAAUGGGUCCGAAGGUCAGCGGACUGACAGAGAAGGCCCAGAAAUCCCGGCCUCCAAGAUGCAGAGGAGUCACUCACCUGUGCCCACCACAGCACCCGCCCAUAGCCCCAGCCCGGCCUCGCCCAGGAGCAUCCCAGGCAGCAGCAGCCAGCAGAGUGCCUCUCCGCUCGUGCAGAGCCGCAGCCUCCAGAGCAGCCGGGAGAGCCUGAACUCCUGCGGCUUCGUGGAAGGCAAGCCCAGGCCCAUGGGCUCCCCCAGGCUGGGCAUCGCCAGCCUGUCCAAGACCUCGGAGUACAAGCCACCCGGCUCUCCUUCCCAGAGAUGCAAAGUCUACACCCAGAAGGGGGUCCUACCAUCUCCCGCCCCGCUGCCUUCCUCGGGCAAGGAUUCUGGCGUGGCGUCUAGUGAGUCCUUGCUGCAGCCCGAGGUGCGUACGCCCCCGGUUGGAAUGAGCCCCCAGGUUUUGAAAAAAUCCAUGUCUGCUGGGAGCGAAGGGUUCCCGGAAACUCCUGUCGAUGAUGAGCAGCAGGCAGCUACUCCUCCAGAGUCCAAGAAGGAGAUCCUGAGCACCACGAUGGUGACGGUGCAGCAGCCGCUGGAGCUGAACGGUGAGGACGAGCUGGUGUUCACGCUGGUGGAGGAGCUGACCAUCAGCGGGGUCCUGGACAGCGGCCGCCCUGCCAGCAUCAUCAGCUUCAACAGCGACUGCUCUGUGCAGGCCCUGGCCUCGGGCUCGCGGCCCGUCAGCAUCAUCAGCAGCAUCAGCGAGGACCUGGAGUGCUACUCCGGCAUGGCCCCUGUCUCCGAGGUCAGCAUCACACAGUUCUUGCCCCUCCCGAAGAUGAGCCUGGAGGAAAAGGCCCAGGAGGCAGGGAGCAGACGCUCUUCCAUCAGCUCCUGGCUGAGCGAGAUGAGUGCAGGCAGUGAGGGGGAGCAGUCGUGCCACAGUUUCAUAGCCCAGACGUGUUUUGGGCACGGGGAGGCAAUGGCAGAACCCGCGUCCUCAGAGUUCGUCAGCGGCAUCCAGAACACCGCUGUGGUCUGCAGAGAGAGGCCCAAGGCCAGCCCCGACAACUUGCUCAUCCCGUCUGAGACGGGAGAUGACUCUUUCAACAAAGCAACCCUCAUCAAAGGCUGCAAAAUAUCCACCCUGGGCAAGGCCAUGGUCACCAUCUCCAACACGGCGAAUCUGAGCAGCUGCGAGGGGUACAUCCCCAUGAAGACCAACAUCACGGUUUACCCCUGCAUUGCCGUGAGUCCCCGGAACGUCCAAGAGCCCGAGGCCCCCACUGCCACCCCCAAAGCAGGCCCCACAUUAGCCCAGUCCCAGGAGAGUAAGGAAAACAGUAGCAAGAAAGAGAUGACAUUUGAGGACCCCUGGCUGAAACGAGAAGAGGAAGUGAAAAAAGAGAAUGCUCAUCCCAGCGAAGAAGGGAUUAGGUGUGAGACUGCCACGGGCUCCUCGAACGCGGAGACCAGAGCUGAGCAGGACAGAAAGCCCAGCCCGGGCGACAGGCUCAGCAGCAGCAGCGGGGAGGUGUCGGCCUCCGCCGUCACUGACAACUUCAGGAGGGUCGUGGACGGGUGUGAGAUGGCCCUGCCUGGUUUGGCCACCCAGAGCCCCAUGCAUCCCAACAAAAGCGUCAAGUCCAGCAGCCUUCCCAGGGCGUUUCAGAAGGCCAGCCGGCAGGAGGAGCCCGACAGCCUCUUCUACUACUGCGCUGCCGAGACCAACGGGGUGGGUGCAGCCUCGGGCGCCCAGCCCUCCAAGGCUACCCUGGAGAGGAAGGUGGCUUCCCCCAAGCACUGUGUCCUGGCUCGGCCCAAAGGGACUCCCCCGUUGCCCCCUGUCCGAAAGUCCAGCCUGGACCAGAAGAACCGGGCCAGCCCUCAGCACAGUGCCAGCAGCAGUGGCACCAGCAGCCCCCUGAACCAACCAGCCGCCUUCCUGGCGGGCCUCCCAGAUGAGCCUGGCGGCAAGACGAAGGACGCCAGCAGCAGCAGCAAGCUCUUCAGUGCCAAGCUGGAGCAGCUGGCCAGCAGAACCAACUCGCUGGGCAGGGCGACGGUCAGCCACUACGAAUGCCUCUCCCUGGAGCGGGCCGAGAGCCUGUCCUCCGUGAGCUCCCGGCUGCACGCAGGCAAGGACAGCACCAUGCCCCGCGCGGGGAGGAGCCUGGGCCGCAGCGCCGGGACCUCGCCCCCCAGCUCUGGGGCCUCCCCCAAGGCCAGCCAGUCCAGGAUCUCCGCCGUGAGCAAGCUCCUCCUGACCAGCCCCAAGGCGCGCAGCCUGUCCACCUCCACCACCAAAACCCUCAGCUUCUCCACCAAGUCCCUGCCGCAGGCGGUGGGCCAGAGCUCCAGCUUGCCCCCCGGCGGGAAGCACAUGUCCUGGUCCACGCAGUCCCUCAGCAGGAACCGGAGCUCAGGCCUGGCCUCCAAGCUUCCUCUGCGGGCCGUCAACGGGCGCAUCUCGGAGCUGCUACAGGGUAGCGCGGGCGCCCGGGGCUUGCAGCUGCGGGCCGGGGCCGGGCCCGAGGCCGAGGAGCGCGGGGCGGCCCUGGCUGAGGACAAGCCCGCGGCCGUGCACCUGCUCCCGUCGCCCUACAGCAAGAUCACGCCCCCGCGGAGGCCCCACCGCUGCAGCAGCGGCCACGGCAGCGACAACAGCAGCGUGCUGAGCGGGGAGCUCCCGCCGGCCAUGGGGAAGACGGCCCUGUUCUACCACAGCGGCGGCAGCAGCGGCUACGAGAGCAUGAUGCGGGACAGCGAGGCCACCGGCAGCGCGUCCUCGGCGCAGGACUCCACGAGCGAGAACAGCAGCUCCGUGGGCGGCAGGUGCCGGAGCCUCAAGGCUCCGAAGAAACGUUCCAAUCCAGGUUCUCAGAGACGGAGGCUUAUCCCAGCACUAUCCCUGGACACCUCUUCCCCUGUGAGAAAACCCACCAACAGCACAGGCGUCCGCUGGGUGGACGGCCCCCUGCGGAGCAGCCAGAGGGGCCUUGGGGAACCCUUUGAGAUUAAAGUCUAUGAAAUCGAUGACGUGGAGCGCCUGCAGCGGCGACGAGGGGGCGCCAGCAAGGAGGUCAUGUGCUUCAACGCCAAGCUGAAAAUUCUGGAACACCGCCAGCAGAGGAUCGCCGAGGUCCGCGCCAAGUACGAGUGGCUGAUGAAGGAGCUGGAGGCGACCAAACAGUACCUGAUGCUGGAUCCCAACAAGUGGCUCAGUGAAUUUGACUUGGAGCAGGUUUGGGAGCUGGAUUCCCUGGAGUACCUGGAGGCCCUGGAGUGUGUGACGGAGCGCCUGGAGAGCCGUGUCAACUUCUGCAAGGCCCAUCUCAUGAUGAUCACCUGCUUCGACAUCACCUCCAGGCGCCGGUAGAGGAGCCAGCCCCUUGUCCUAGCGGUUCCCUGCCUCCCCAGGACUUCAGAGACGGUGCACGCCCCUAGGCCCUCUGUGCCGGGGCAUCAAAGACAAUGAAUGAGGAUGAAGGUUGGUGGCAAGUCUGGAGCGAGCGUUGAGCGGAAGGCGAGUUUUCUUUUGUUUUCUGUAGGAAAGGCGCAAACGUCAAACACCCAUGGAAGGAGAAAAGGAUGGGAAGCCCGAGGGGUGUCAGCCCUGCGAGACUGAAAAAGCACUUUGAGGAACCUUACCUUGUUUGUACAUAAGAACUGCUAGCGAAAGAGACCUCACUCUUCUCUUGCUUUCGUGAGAGAGGAGCGGGGUGGAUGUAGGAUUGCUGUGGAAAGCGAACACAACAACAAAAAGACCCAGAAUGACUGAUUAAGUGCCUUGCAAACCUUUAUUAUUAUCCAAACAAACAUUUAUGUUCAUACUUUCUUGUGUACAGAUGGUGCUAGUCAAGAUGAAAACAACAAAACAAAAACAUUUUGGAAAUGUAUUCACAGCUCGUUUUCUCGUGGUGUUUUAUCCUAUUUCUGACUUGCUGUUUCUAAGUAAGUUGUGUUUGUAGAGCUAUUUCCUAAUCAGUAUUGCUUAUGAAUAAAUGUUACCUGUCUUUUAUGGUUAUUCUGGUGAGGCCACUCAAACAGAACAGAGAAGCUUCCUCGGCACGAGCCAGUGUGUGUGUUUCCAAAGUAGGUUUGGAGCAGCAGGUGACCUCGAUGCCACAUCCCAACAAGCAGCGUGGUCAGGGCAGACCCAGAAGGUUGAUUGUGGGGCAGGUGCUUUAGAGAACGGGCGAGGAGCCGGACGCUGCAGCAUCGGGGAGGAGGAGUCCUUUGCGACCUGGGUCCUCCCUGCUCCUGGGAGGUGGGCUGUGUGUUCUGUAGACAGUUUGCCCCCCUCAAGUCCUCACACACAUAUGGUUCCUUGACCCACAAAUCCACAGUUUGCCUGGCCCUCAAAAUUCGUAUUCAUUUUUAUUCCAAAGACUUGAAGGAAAGCUGGAACCAGUUCACCAGAGCUGUAUUUUCUAGUGUUGUGAAUUGACUAAAGUAGGAUUUUCCCCAGCUGAGAGACCUCCUCAGGCUUGUUCAGAGACUUCACCUGUAUUGGAUUAGAACAAGGGUUCUUGAGACGGUACAUCUUGUCUGUUGUCCAGAGUCCAAGGAUUUCAGCUCUCCUACGUCCCAAAGCCUCUAUGCCAAGAAGGGACGGGCUUGUCCUCUCAGUCUUUGCCCCUCUACCCAAAGGCAGAGCUUCCCCUCCAUAACUCCCACAACCCUGGAGAGGCAGAACAUAGCUGAAGAGGUGGAUGUCCAGGUCUUGGCUCCCAACAACUCAGGACUUCAAAUUUAGGUGUUCCUCCCUGUAACAAUUCCCUUAGGAAUUACACCCAUUUUAGUGAUUGAUUGAUAGAAUCCCCAGGUCCAGAGUGGUCAAGGGAUUUGCCUGAUCCAAGCUGUGGUGCUGAUAGAACAGCCCGGAAGCCAGGAGUCCCAGCAGCCUUCACAUCAAGGACAGUGCUUAGGCAUUUGCAGAGUACGCU